Messenger RNA from Osmia bicornis bicornis, 1628 nucleotides. RefSeq lists its product as uncharacterized. The coding region runs from base 324 to 1439 and encodes 371 amino acids. NCBI's taxonomy places the organism in Eukaryota, Metazoa, Arthropoda, Insecta, Hymenoptera, Megachilidae. The record is from RefSeq and is a predicted model, not a curated record. The transcript has 4 exons.
ACUUUUUAUAGGUUGUUUAAUUUUGCAAAUUCUAUUGUAAUUAACGUUUCAAUUUGUAAAUCAAUUGUAAUAUGUAAAAAUAUACACCCUUACCCCUUCUAUAUCUAAAGAUAAAUUGACGCGCUUUAGCGGAAAGUCGUGUACAGUUAAUUUUAUGUAGGAUGUAUAGUAUUAAUUUUCUUCAUUUGACGAUGGUCCCGCGUCCCGCGUAACAUCACGGCUAGUUUGGAAGUGAUUUAUUAUAUUGUUAUUAAUUAGUAAUUAUUGACUAUUAGGUUAAUUAUGAUAUUUCAUCGAACAUUGUGUUUGCCUUCGAAAACACAAUGGACUCAUUUGAUGAUGAUAUGUUUGCGCUUAGUGAUGAGGAGUUACCGAUACCGACAUCAGCUUGUAAUCCCAUAGAAGAGUAUUUAAUGAAACAACUUUCCAGUGUACAGACUCGUAUUGAGAAAACUACCAGUGAUAUUAAAGAAAUUCAGGAUACAACGAAACGUAUUUUAAAAUCUUUGUACAGCGAAGCUCAGUAUGGAGAGAAUGUAACCUCGGAUUCUGAUAGUGACUUGUAUACCAUAGAUGGAACACCAGUGGUAAAGAAGAAAAAACAUAAUGAUCAUAAGCCUGAAAGAAUCUUAGUUAUAAAGAAUAAAUGGAAACGUAUUCUAUCAGAUCAAUGGAUUAUUGGCAUAGUACUAGAGAACAGUUCAAAUGAGACAUUAAAUAACAUCGAAUGUUACAUGACCAUCGAUGGAGUCGAGGAAAUUGGUGGCUUGUCAAUGUUUUGGUGUCUGAUGGAUGGACCAUUUUGGUACAGAACGAAUAAGAUUCAAUCGCAUAAAGAAGUUGUAGCUACGAUUGUUUUUGAUUUACCGAAAUUUGAUAAGGAUUCCUUUUGUGACGCUUAUGGUACGAUUGCGUACGAAAUCAAUGAGAAGCAGUAUCAAACACCGGUACCUGAGAUUCGUCUUUGUGUCGAAGAAACGGUCGAUAAUAGUUGCGGAAUAAAAUUUUCGACCGACUUUAAUUACAGUAUUCUAGCUUUAAAAAGUGUAUCGAUUGAGAGAAUUGUUGGUGUCAAAAUCGAAGGAAAUCUCGAGAGAGGAGAACGUCUUUUAGGAUUCUUAGAAAAAAACUAUUUCUUAGAAAUCUGUGCCGAUGUUUACGUAGCCAACGCAACCGGAAGCUUGAUGCACUGUUUAAUCGAGAUACUGCCUAUUGUCAAUGGAGAAGCAAGGCUGAAAAUCUUUUCAAGAUCGGCUUAUCAGAUGAAUAUAAUAUUACGGCUUCUACGAGAUCAAUUUCCAGACAUAAGUCUCCCGGAUAACGAUAAUUCCAUCUAUGCAGCGAUGGUUCUUGUAGAAGAAUUGAAAUUACAUCUUAAAGAUGCAAGCAUCGCCGAACGGCAGAUGGCGAGAAUAAGAACCGAUCUGCUUAUCUCGUGAAUACGAUAAAACAGAUUUCAUCCAACGCGAAAGUUAAUUAUAAAUUUUCUAAUUGAAAUUAUUUGCAUAGUAAAAAGUUAUCGAAGUACAUACGUGCAAAUCAACCUACGCUUAUUGAGAUUUAUCGGAUAGGAACUAUGUAUGGAUAUGUAUAUAUGUAUGCGUUGUAUAUAUUAUAUACAGAUUAUA